UCCAGUUAAAAUCGAGAGGAUGACGAGAACACAACUAAGGUUUUACUUUUCUGCAAUACUCGUAUGCCUAACAUAUUUCUGUGUGGAGGGUUCCUACAAGUUCAAUUCGCUGGCUUGUGAGGUUAUCAACCCAAAUCUAGUAAAGAUCAAAGAGUGCGCCAUCAAAGCAAUCGAUCGGAAGCAUAAUAUGAUGAAUAUCGUCGCCUAUCUAAACAAAACCAUUGCAGACUUUCAAGUCCAUUUUAGAAUGGUGAAACGCGAAAGCGGUGGCUGGCAUCCGUUUCUAUAUGAUAUGAAGGUGGAUGCUUGCAUGUUCUUCAGGAACCGCAGAAAGUUAUUUAUUCCCAAUUUAAUAUACUCGUAUCUAAAGCAUUUUACGAAUGUAAAUCACACCUGUCCCUACUUGGCUGAAACUGAACUGAGUCUGUUGCGUUGGAGCCCGGAUGAAGUGGGAGUUUUAGAGAAAUUUCCCGUAGAAUUCGGCCAAUAUGGAAUGCAUACAACUUGGUAUUCAGGCAAAGUACCUGCUUUGGAAAUUAAUGGCUCAGUUCUAUACUUUAAAUGA
Messenger RNA from Drosophila obscura, 565 nucleotides. RefSeq lists its product as uncharacterized. The record is from RefSeq and is a predicted model, not a curated record. The coding region runs from base 20 to 565 and encodes 181 amino acids. NCBI's taxonomy places the organism in Eukaryota, Metazoa, Arthropoda, Insecta, Diptera, Drosophilidae. The transcript is spliced from 4 exons.